GGCGGCAGGAGGAGGGGAGCGGGGCGCUGUGGCCGGCUGGGCUCCAUCGCGGCUCUGAAGUACGCGGUGGUCGGACUCUACCUGCUCGUGUUCCUGAUCCUCGUCGGCGUCUUCAUCCUGGCAGUCUCCAGGCCGCAGAGCUCCCCCGAGGACCUGAAGGCGCUGACGGGGAACGUGAACCGCCUGAACGAGAGCAUCAGGGACAUGCAGUUCAAGCUGCUGCAACUGCCACUCAAAAGGGACAUCCUGGACCACAUCUGGCGGCUCCAGGAUCUCCUGCAGAAUCACUCAGACUCCCUCUUCCUGAUGACGGGCUCCCUGCAGAAGCUGGAGGGGUUCCUCUGGAACCUGCAGACCCAGGUGAGCCAAACGGACAAGGCCGUGGCCAGCCUGAGAGACAGCUUGAACCAUCAGAGCGACAUGGCCCAGCUGGAGACCUACAGGCUCUCAGUGGAGGGCAACAGCAGCCGGCUGCUGCUGGAGCACCACGACAGCCUCCUGACACACCUGGCCGCCCAGGUGGAGAGCCUGAGCGACCAGCUGACCGAGGUGGGCGGGGCCGUGGGCACCAUCAACAGGACCUUCUCCUACGACGUGGGCAUCCACCACACCCGGAUCCAGGACCUGCAGGUGCUGAUCAGCAAUGCCACGGAGGAUGCCCGGCAGAUGAGGCGGAUCCAUAUCGCCAUGGAGCAGCAGCUGAAGCAUGAGCUGGCCAUCCUGAACAAUGUGACUGAGGACCUGAGGCUGAAGGACUGGGAGCACUCCAUCGCCUUGCGGAACAUCUCCGUGAUCCGGGGGCCCCCAGGACCAAAAGGAGACCAAGGCAAUGAAGGAAUGGAAGGCGAACCUGGAGUUCCUGGUUUACCUGGACUAAGAGGGCUCCCUGGGGAGAGAGGGCCUCUGGGACCACCCGGCCUGAAAGGAGACAAGGGAGACCUCGGCCCGUCCGGCCCUACUGGGAUGCGAGGAUUCAAAGGUGAUCGAGGCCAGAAAGGAGAGAAGGGAGACAGAGGUGGCGAAACAGCCGCCGCCGAGCAGGGGCUGAUCCGGCUGGUGAACGGCUCCGUCCCCCACGAGGGGCGGGUGGAGGUGUUCCACGACCGGCACUGGGGGACGGUGUGCGACGACAGCUGGGACAAAAAGGACGGGGACGUGGCCUGCAGGAUGCUGGGUUUCCGAGGCGCCGAGGAGGUGUACAGGAUGGCCAAGUUCGGGCAAGGCAUAGGGCGGAUCUGGAUGGACGACGUCGCCUGCAAAGGCACAGAGGACAGUCUGUUUCAGUGCACCUUCUCCAGCUGGGGGAAGAGCAACUGCGGCCACGCCGAGGACGCUGGAGUGAAGUGCCUCCCGCAGUGACCUCAAGGACAAGCCACCAGCAGGAAGCCAGAUUAUCCCACCGGGAGGGGGCUGUGCCGAGGGAGAGGGACACACUGAGACAUGCUGCAGCACCCACCCGUAUAUCCUUAGCCCAGCCUUUUGCCUCCGGGCUCACUGCCGAGACUGUCGUCUUCUGAUCUGCUGCGACUCCUCUCCCGGGUGCCCCACCGUCCUGGGUAAUAUUAGCACUUCCUGUAGCCUUCCCCCUCCUUCCUUGUCUGUCUCUUGCUCUCGCUUCUAGACCAAAGUUAAGGCUGCAAAGCCAUUAUCCCUAUCCCCCCCUUCUCCUUUCUCCAGCCCUGUGAUAUACAUGGGUAUUUUAACAGCACCUGAGACUCAGCGUCUUGCCGCGGGCUCGUAGGACUGGACUAUGAGACCCAUGCCGCGGCUCGGAAAGACUCCGAGGUAUAUACGACGAGGAGCAAGUGCGCUUAGGCUGGCCGGAGAGCGACGUAUUCUACUGUUUAGCUUAGCAAGCCAGCGGACCAGCCCCAGCCUGUGCGCCCUCAAACAUUUUAGCAGAGAAAUAAAUGUCUUUUUACUCUUCUCGACUUCCCCA
Molecule: messenger RNA, 1939 nt
Organism: Trachemys scripta elegans
Lineage: Eukaryota; Metazoa; Chordata; Testudines; Emydidae
Gene: SCARA5
Product: scavenger receptor class A member 5
Exons: 7
Coding region: 205-1359 (384 amino acids)
Biological process (GO): receptor-mediated endocytosis
Cellular component (GO): membrane
Molecular function (GO): scavenger receptor activity
Source: RefSeq, a predicted model, not a curated record